Messenger RNA from Zophobas morio, 1273 nucleotides. It is a transcript of the gene eIF2beta, whose product is annotated as eukaryotic translation initiation factor 2 subunit 2. Gene Ontology annotation, molecular function: mRNA binding; translation initiation factor activity; translation initiation factor binding. The transcript has 4 exons. NCBI's taxonomy places the organism in Eukaryota, Metazoa, Arthropoda, Insecta, Coleoptera, Tenebrionidae. Gene Ontology annotation, cellular component: eukaryotic translation initiation factor 2 complex. Gene Ontology annotation, biological process: formation of translation preinitiation complex; formation of cytoplasmic translation initiation complex; translational initiation. The record is from RefSeq and is a predicted model, not a curated record. The coding region runs from base 186 to 1130 and encodes 314 amino acids.
AUUGGCAACACCAACGUAUUGUCAAUGUGCUGUCACUGUUCACAUGUGGUUGUAAAAUUUGGCUGAUGCAAUAGUUUGUGAACGAAUUAAACGCGAAUUUUCGUGAAAAAUUAUACAGUGCUGAAACUUUAACCGGUCGAGCAGACUAAAUAAACCCGGAAGAUUCUUCUGUAACCAACAAAACCAUGGCAGAAGACGACGCAAUUUUCGAUCCGUCUUUAAAAAAGAAGAAGAAGAAAAAGAAGACCGCCUUCGAUAUUGAAGCGGCUUUGGCGGAGGGAGGCAAUGAACCCCAGGAAAACAACACGACGGAGCAUCCGGAAGCGAAAGAAGAGGAUCAAGACGACGCCAACGUCGACAUCGAUUUAGACUUCACGAAGAAGAAAAAGAAGAAGAAGAAACCGUUCACUACGGAUGACCUGGACGCCGUCAUGGGGGAAACGAAAGAGGAUGGGGGGAAUGAAGGGGGUAAUCAGGACGAUGGGGCUAUUGAUGACAACUUCGACCUAGAGAUGGACUUUACGAAAACUAAAAAGAAAAAGAAGAAGAGGAACCUUGGGGAUCUCAUUGCUGAAGCAGACGAAAAACACGACGAUAAGGAGAAUGUGGAUGAGAAUUCAGCGGUGUGGAUGGGAUCAGAUCGUGAUUACACCUACGAUGAGCUUUUGAAACGUGCCUUUGAGAUAAUGAGAGACAAAAAUCCUGAUAUGGCGGCUGGGAAGAAGCAGAAGUUCGUCAUGAGACCGCCUCAAGUUGUGAGAAUUGGUACCAAGAAAUCCUCCUUCGCCAAUUUUACAGAAAUCUGUAAAAUGCUCCAUCGCCAACCUAAACAUUUGCUAGAUUUCUUAUUGGCUGAAUUGGGUACAAGUGGGUCUGUUGAUGGCAACAGUCAAUUAAUUAUCAAGGGCAGGUUCCAACAGAAACAGAUUGAGAACGUUUUAAGAAGGUAUAUUAAAGAGUACGUCACGUGUCACACAUGCCGCUCCCCUGAUACCAUCCUCCAAAAAGACACGAGAUUGUUCUUCUUACAGUGUGAAACAUGCGGAUCGAGAUGUUCAGUAGCAAGUAUUAAAUCAGGUUUCCAGGCUGUAACAUCAAAACGUGCGGCUAUCCGAGCGAAAACAGCCUAGGAAAGUUGGUAGAAUAUAAUCGCAAUAUUUAUAGCAAGCAUGUUUAUACUUAUUUUUUAAUUAAGUGCUGUUCAUUAGGUGUGUACACUUUGUACGUAAUUUAGCCAAUUGUUGAAUAAACGAGAUUGUAACACAACAAUAAA